Messenger RNA from Thermothelomyces thermophilus ATCC 42464, 1473 nucleotides. RefSeq names its product glycosyltransferase family 1 protein. Gene Ontology annotation, cellular component: extrinsic component of endoplasmic reticulum membrane; UDP-N-acetylglucosamine transferase complex. Gene Ontology annotation, biological process: dolichol-linked oligosaccharide biosynthetic process. Lineage: Eukaryota; Fungi; Ascomycota; Sordariomycetes; Sordariales; Chaetomiaceae. The record is from RefSeq and is a predicted model, not a curated record. The transcript has 3 exons. Gene Ontology annotation, molecular function: hexosyltransferase activity. Bases 37 to 939 code for a protein of 300 amino acids.
GCUCUCUCCGUCCAAGACACCGCGCCCAUCGCCGCGAUGGUCAACGGCGUCAACGGCGUCGGCGGAGUCAGCGACGGUGGCUCGAGCUCCGUCUCGGACACCGUCGCGACUACCCAAACGCGUGAGCUCAAACGGCGGCGUGUCAAUGUUUCUGAUGAUGGCGUCGAAGCUCACCAAGCGACAGGGCAGCCCAGUCUUCCCGGCCGCAGCUGCUUCGUCACGGUCGGAGCGACGGCCGGCUUCCGUGCCCUUCUUGAGGAGGUCAGCACCGCGGAGUUCCUCCAGUGCCUCGCGGAGCACGGCUACACCACCCUCGAGGUGCAGUGUGGACCGGACCAGGCCGUCUUUGCCAACCGCGUGGCCAGCCUGAGCGACGACGACAAGCACGGAGUCGCGAUUCACAGCUUCGCUUACACGCGCGACAUGCAAGCCCACAUCCUCAACUGCCGCGGUCAAGCGGGUGUUCGGCCCGCCGGAUGCGUCAUCUCCCACGGUGGCACCGGAACCGUUGGCGAGGUGCUGGGUAUCGGUGCCCCACUGAUUGUCGUCGCAAACCCGACAUUGAUGGACAACCACCAGCUUGAGCUUGCCGAGAGCCUCGAGGCCCAAAACAUGGCUGUCCACGGUCGCAUUCGAUUCCUCGCCGCCGCCAUUGACCGUAUCGCCGAGCGAAUCGCCCAAGGCAUGUUGGACGCCCUCCCGCCGUACUCUCCGCCGUCGUUCCCCGUUCCCGCCGCCGAUCGCAUUACGCUCUUCGAUUGGAUGGUACUGACCUGCUACCCAGACGAGCUCGCCGCCCAGAUGCACAUUGCCGACCUGAACCAGGCCGAGGCGGAUUUUGCCAACCAACGGCGUCAGCAGCAGCAGCAGCAGCAGCAGCAGCAGCAGCAGGAUAGCACCAUCAACCAAGAGAACAACGGCUUGCUCCAGCUCGAUUAGGAAUAUGAGGCUAGCAGUCGUGCUGCGCCCCCGGCGGUCAGCGGAGGCGCUACUCUGAACGGCAACACUCCUGAACUGUCGAUCAAUGGCGUGUUCCGGCCGUAUCAGGGAUCUGAAGUUGAUAACCUUGUCGUACCUGUCGUUGCUGGCGGGAUGGGUCCAUGGAAUCAUGAUGAGAAUGACGAGCUCAUCGAUUUGGACGACGCAUUGCGGCCGUUGCCGACGGUCAACGGCUACGGCACUCAUCACGAUCGCAUCAUUGGUGGCAGUCUUCCAACAGGCGGCAUCGACAACCAAGUGGCCGACUGGGAUGGAGUCUGGGGUCGGCAGAGUGAGCGGGGAGACGAUCGGGAGGAUGAGAUGGAGGAUGCCAAUACUGCCCUCGGCCGCUGAUGCGCCUUGAAACGGGGACUUAGCCGGGUGGAAGUUUCUCCUCCCACCCGGAAUUUCCACCCUCCUCACUGGUUUGGUGAUUUAGGUCCUUGGUGUCAUGAUUUUGGUUCGUUCUGUCUUGGGAACGGGGAAAAUGACCAA